Cuscuta campestris is the source of this 1803-nucleotide messenger RNA. NCBI's taxonomy places the organism in Eukaryota, Viridiplantae, Streptophyta, Magnoliopsida, Solanales, Convolvulaceae. The record is from the annotation of a GenBank genome assembly.
UUAAGCCUGUUUGCCCUAAGGGCGGCUCUCGGAGGUUCUGAAUUAACGUUAUUUCGGUUCCCAACAGUAAAGGGGCUUUUCUGGCCUGCAACUGAAAACAUGGCGGCGGAGGAGGAGGUGCUGGCCGAACUGGAAGCGUUAGACGCCGUCUAUGGAGGCGAUUGUACCAUCCUCGACAAUUACCCGCCGGUUUUUCAUCUUCGUAUCAAGCCCCGAACCGCCGAUGUCACUUCUCAACAGUUUGUGGAAGCAACCAUAAGCAUUCAGGCAGGUCCUAAGUAUCCUGAUGAGCCACCAUGCGUAAGUAUGGUUGACUCCAAGGGUCUUGAUGAGCAAAGGCAAAAGAAUUUGACUAGUUGGACAUCAGAAAAGGCCAAUGAACUGUCCUCAUGUCUAAUGCUUGUUUCACUCUGUGAGGAAGCAGUGGAAAGGCUUUCUAGCAUGAAUCACCCUGAUGGGGAUUGUCCAUUGUGUUUGUAUCCAUUGGUUGAUGAAGCCACAGGAAAAAGUUCUUUCCCCUUUAUGAAGUUGAUGUCAUGUUUUCACUGCUUUCAUUGUGAUUGCAUUAUUAGAUGGUGGAAUUGGCUACAACUUCAAAAAGAAAGAGAUGUUACUAACAUCUUGGGCUCUUCCUUUGCAUCCUCUAGCAAGAAAGACGUUCAACAAGAGGAUAGUAAGGGAAAUUGCCCGGUUUGUCGCAAAGUUUUCACUGCCAAGGAUAUAGAGCACGUGCGUGACAUGGUGGAAAUGCAAUCACAUUCGAUAUCCGAGCAAGUAGAAUCAAACAACGAUGGGGAUGAUGAUGUGAUUGUUCUACAUUCGGAUUCUGAGAACAUCAGGAGGGAGAAAUUUGAUGCUAUCCUGAAAGCUCAGGAACAGAAGGGCGGGCUAAUUGAAGAAGGCAAAACACAUGAAGUAGUUCUUCGUCCCGGCCUGUAUCUUCCCCAGGGAUCAUCAGCAGCAGUGGACGCGAAAAAAGAACCAGACAACCAACAAACUGGAAGUUCUCAUCAAUCGACUUCAUCAAGUCUCCCUGCAACCAUCUCCACAAACAGGUACUCCACCAGCAGGAGAAAGCCCAAGGGGCAAAAUCCAAGAACCCAAGUUAGACAGUGGGUCAAGAAAGAAAACACUUGAUGCUAUGCUAGAAGUUUUUGUCGUGCGGAUUGGGCCGGUCUGAAGCCAGCAGAUAUCCAUGCGGGAAGGGGUUGGACUUCAAUUGUUAUGCCUGACAUACGAGCCGGGCUGGACUUGGACCUAGAAAAAUCUCGUAAUGUAACUUCUCAGGCUGGCCUCAAACCCGGCCCUCCUCGCACUUUGAUCAGGAGAUAAAGAAAAAUGAACCACAUAAAGUUUGCCCAGUUUUAAAUUAAUGGUAUGUUUGGGAACAUGGAUUUGGAUUUCAAAUCCGGAUUUGACUUAAAUUCCAUGUUUGGGAAACUUAAGCAUUUUGAAUUUGGAUUUGAAUCAAAUUCUUUACAUUCAAAACCAAGCUUAAUUUGAAAUCCAUGCACCUCCCCUUGUCAUUUGAAAUUCAGGAUUUCAAAUUUUGGAUUUGAAAUGCAUGAAUUGAAAUGAAAUGCUAGUUGCCAAACACUACAGGAAAAAAAAACAUUGCAGCUGUACAUNCCACAUAAAGUUUGCCCAGUUUUAAAUUAAUGGUAUGUUUGGGAACAUGGAUUUGGAUUUCAAAUCCGGAUUUGACUUAAAUUCCAUGUUUGGGAAACUUAAGCAUUUUGAAUUUGGAUUUGAAUCAAAUUCUUUACAUUCAAAACCAAGCUUAAUUUGAAAUCCAUGCACCUC